Heterobasidion irregulare TC 32-1 is the source of this 876-nucleotide messenger RNA. RefSeq lists its product as uncharacterized. Gene Ontology annotation, cellular component: mitochondrial membrane. NCBI's taxonomy places the organism in Eukaryota, Fungi, Basidiomycota, Agaricomycetes, Russulales, Bondarzewiaceae. Gene Ontology annotation, biological process: cardiolipin acyl-chain remodeling; inner mitochondrial membrane organization. The record is from RefSeq and is a predicted model, not a curated record. Gene Ontology annotation, molecular function: 1-acylglycerophosphocholine O-acyltransferase activity. The transcript has 7 exons. Bases 1 to 876 code for a protein of 291 amino acids.
AUGCCCCACUCGUUCCUCUCGGCCGCGACUGUUGCGACAAUAGGCCUGACCUGUAAAGCAGUUUUGAAGCUUGGCCUGUGCUCGAUGACGGUCAACGGUCUCCCGAUUCUGUUGGAUGCUCUGGAGAGCGGCGAGAGAGCGCAAGGGAGGGGCGUUGUCACCGUAUCCAAUCAUAUCUCCACAUUAGAUGAUCCACUCACUUGGGGCAUUAUGCCCGCACGCACGUACCUCCGCUCGCGCCUAACCCGUUGGUCGCUCGGCGCAUCCGACAUCAUGUUUACUAACCCUGUAUUUUCAACGUUCUUCCGUCACGGACAGGUGCUGGAGACAUUCCGCGGGAAGGGCAUUUACCAACCAGCGGUUAAUGCCGCGAUUGAGAAGCUGGGGAAGGGUGACUGGAUCCAUCUGUUUGGUGAGGGAAAGAUCUGCCAGCCCGAGACGUACGCGCACACGGGAGGCAUCGCGCAGCUGCAGCGGUUCAAGUGGGGCGUAGGCCGCAUCUUACUAGAAACCCCGUGCCCUCCCACAAUCAUACCGAUGUGGCUGACAGGCUUCGAGCGGUUGAUGCCCGAGGGCCGCACAUUCCCAUAUAAUUUCGUUCCUCGACUCGGCGCACGACUAAGCGUCACCUUUGGCGAGCCCGUCCGCUUCGAAGACAUCACUGCUGCUCUGGGCCGGCUGACGGCCGCCCUUCCCGAUGCGUCCGGAGGCGAGGCCAGCGGCGGCCCGAAUCUUGCCGGCCCAAGUGCGGACGGUCCCGCGGACACGGAAUGGCAGAGGCUAGCCAGGAGCGAGGUCACGGCGGUCAUCCAGCGCGCAGUUGAGGCACUCGGACGGACGGUGUCGGGGGACAUGCUGGGCAAGUCUUCGCCGUGA